CGAUCGAGAAGGAGAGAGACAACAGUCACAGACACAGAGAGAUGGCGAGAGAGAAGAAGACGUGUGUAGAGUGUGGGCACAAGGUUAAAUCUUUGUUCAUACAAUACUCUCCUGGAAAUUUUCGUCUCAUGAAAUGCGAGAAUUGCGAAGAAGUAGCAGACGAAUAUGUCGAGUGUGAGCUAUUGAUUAUUUUCAUCGACUUGAUUCUUCACAAAACAAAGGCUUAUAGACACUUACUCUACAAUGUUGUUAAUCAAGAAUCUGCAAAUGUUCAGCAUCUAUUAUGGAAAUUGGUCUUGGCUUAUCUUCUUCUAGAUACUUAUAGAAGCUUGCUACUGAGAAGAACCAAUGACGGAUCAAAUGUGUCUAUGAGCUUUCUUUUUGAAUCUCUAGAGGUUCUGGUCAAUGUACUAUCUGCGAAUUUCGCAUUUGUUUUCUCAUUUGCAUUUGCUGCUAAGUUGAUGCUGGUUAUGCCAAGAGGGAAAGAGAUUCUUUUAACGAUCUUAAUCUCGAGUUACGUCAAGAUCUUUCUAUUUGCUAUGCCGGUAUGUUUCGUAAUCAUUCCUCAGAAUCUUUUCUAUAAUGGACAUAGCUUCUUCUUGCUUACAUGCUAAGCUCCUAAACCGAUGAUGAUACCGAAGUAGAUAUAGGUCUGUAAAUGCUAAAAUGUGAUGUCUUUAAUAAAACUCUGGUUACAGGUCUGGGAAUUCCCAGUUUCUGUGAUCUUCAUCGUAGAUAUGCUCGUUUUAACCUCAAACGCAGUUGCUCUUAAAGGUCAGAAUCUUUGAAUCUGCCUUAGGUUGUGCAUAGAUUUAUCAAUCUUAUACCUGACAUGCUGUUUCGUUUUUGUUUAUUUACUCAUGAUUUUACUAGUGAUGACUGAAUCAGCAACGAGCAGAUGCUUAGCAGUGUGUUUCAUUGCACACUCAAUUAGAUUCUUGGUGGAUCAGAUCUCUGGACACUUAGGAUCUGUCAUGUAAUCUUCUCUUGCAAGGAACUUGUGAUCUCAUAAUAUUUUUUUUAGGGUCGUUAAACUCUCUUGUCUAAAUCACUUGUGAUAAUAUGUUUAGAAAAAUAAAUGUAGUAUCUUGAUAUAAUUUUUGUUCAAUCCAACUCCUUUUGGGUGAUUCAGCAACUCUGUUACAAUGAAAAUGAUAUAACAAACCCCUAAAAAUGCAGUAACUUUGGAC
Molecule: messenger RNA, 1190 nt
Organism: Arabidopsis thaliana (thale cress)
Lineage: Eukaryota; Viridiplantae; Streptophyta; Magnoliopsida; Brassicales; Brassicaceae
Gene: ARV2
Product: Arv1-like protein
Exons: 7
Coding region: 42-614 (190 amino acids)
Biological process (GO): intracellular sterol transport
Cellular component (GO): endoplasmic reticulum; endoplasmic reticulum membrane
Source: RefSeq, marked reviewed